This is a messenger RNA of Ziziphus jujuba (common jujube), 2727 nucleotides long. Its product is annotated as taraxerol synthase. Gene Ontology annotation, biological process: triterpenoid biosynthetic process. Lineage: Eukaryota; Viridiplantae; Streptophyta; Magnoliopsida; Rosales; Rhamnaceae. The coding region runs from base 136 to 2421 and encodes 761 amino acids. The transcript is spliced from 19 exons. Gene Ontology annotation, cellular component: lipid droplet. Gene Ontology annotation, molecular function: beta-amyrin synthase activity. The record is from RefSeq and is a predicted model, not a curated record.
CAAGAACCAUCUCUCUCUCAAAAACAUAAAAUUCAGAUUUUUUUUUUUUUUUUUUUUUCAGUGAGUGGUUGUUCGCCUGCCUCCUUACUGGCCCUCUCUUGGAGCUAAUUAAGAAUUAUUAAUCUUACAGAUAAUAUGUGGAAGAUAAAGUUUGGAGGGGACGCGAAGGAGCCAUACUUGUUCAGCACAAACAACUUCCAUGGAAGGCAGAUAUGGGAGUUUGAGGCAGAUGCAGGAACACCAGAAGAGAGAGCUCAAGUUGAAAACGCUCGCCACAAUUUCUACCGUAAUCGGUUCCAUGUCAAGGCCUGCAGUGACCUCCUCUGUCGCUUCCAGCUUCUGAGAGAGAACAGAUUCAACCAAAUGAUUCCUCAAGUAAAGGUUGAAGAUGGAGAUGAUUGGAAAAUUACAUACGAAACUGCAGAUGCCACACUGAGGAGGGCUAUAAACUUCUGGUCGGCCUUGCAAACUCCCCAUGGCCAUUGGCCUGCUCAUUGUACUGGUGCUAUGUUCACUCUUCCUCCCUUUGUGUUUUGUAUGUAUAUCACUGGGACUCUCCACACUGUAUUCAAUGAACAUCAUCAUAGGGAAAUGCUGUGGCAUAUGUACUGCCAUCAGAAUGAAGAUGGUGGGUGGGGAUUACACAUUGACGGCCCAAGUAUGAUGAUGUGUACGGUUCUCAAUUACCUGGCCAUGAGAAUACUUGGAGAAGGACCAGAUGGUGGGUUAGACAAUGCCUGUGCAAGAGCUAGAAAAUGGAUUCUUGAUCAUGGUGGUGCAAUGUUCUCUGGUUCUUGGGGGAAGACUUUGAUGGCUAUACUGGGGGUGUAUGAUUGGGCGGGUUGCAAUCCAAUGCCACCAGAGUUUUGGUUCCACCAAACUUUAGUUCCUUUGCAUCCAUCCAAGAUGCUCUGCUAUUCUCGUCUGACUUUCAUGCCCAUGUCAUAUUUGUAUGGUAAGAGGUUUGUUGGGCCCAUCACACCUCUUAUUCAACAACUGAGAGAAGAACUCUACAACCAACCUUUCCAUCAAAUUAAAUGGAGCAAAGGGCGCCAUUGUUGUGCAAAGGAAGAUAAUUACUACCCCCAUGGUACAUUACAACGCCUAAUGUGGGAUAGUUUUUACUAUGUGGCCGAGCCUCUUUUAAAUAGCAGGUUCUUCAAAAGCAUAAGAGAGAAUGCUGUGCAAAAAUUAAUAGACCAUAUUCAUUAUGAAGAUGAGAACAGUCGAUAUAUCUCAAUUGGAUGUGUAGAGAAGGCACUGAUGAUGCUUGCCUGCUGGGUGGAUGAUCCAAAUGGUGCAUAUUUUAAGAAGCACAUUCCACGGGUUGCUGAUUACUUAUGGGUUGCAGAAGAUGGAUUGAGUGCACAAGGUCUUGGUAGUCAGACAUGGGAUGCUAGUUUUUCCACUCAAGCUCUGCUUGCUGCCAAUAUGAGUAACGAACUUGGACCUGUACUGAAGAAAGCACAUGAGUUCUUAAAGUUAUCUCAGGUGAGGGUGAAUCCUUCCGGUGACUACUUUUCUCAUUUUCGCCACAUUUCUAAGGGAGCAUGGACUUUUUCUGAUAGAGAUAACGGAUGGCAAGUUUCUGAUUGUACUGCAGAAGCUCUCAAGUGUUGCUUGCUGUUCAGAACCAUGUCGCCGGGACUUGUAGGAAAGCCAAUUGAACCGGAGCGUUUAUAUGAUGCAGUUAAUGUCAUACUUACACUACAGGCUAAAAAUGGAGGUGUAUCAGCUUGGGAACCAACAGGAGCUCCAGGAUGGUUGGAGUGGCUGAAUCCUAUCGAAUUCUUCGAGGACGUUGUCAUUGAAUACGAGUACGUAGAGUGCACUUCCUCAUCAAUUCAGGCCAUAGUUCUGUUUAAGAAGCUAUUCCCUGGGCAUAGGACAAAAGAAAUUGAUAAUUUCAUCAUCAAGGCCGUAAAAUACAUUGAAGACAAACAAAUGCCAGAUGGCUCAUGGUAUGGGAAUUGGGGAAUUUGCUUUUUGUAUGGGACCUGGUUUGCAAUUAAAGGGUUGGAGGCAGCAGGGAAGAGCUACGACAACAGUGAGGCUGUGAGAAGAGGUGUUGAAUUUUUACUUAACACACAGAGAAAGGAUGGUGGCUGGGCUGAGAGCUACAAGUCAUGCACUAACAAGGUAUAUACACCAUUUGAAGGAGACCACUCAAAUCUGGUGCAAACUGCAUUAGGAUUGAUGGGUUUAAUCCAUGCUCGACAGUGUGAUAGAGAUCCAACUCCUAUUCAUCGAGCUGCAAAGCUUUUGAUAAAUUCCCAAUUGGAAACUGGAGAUUUCCCACAACAGGAACUAAUGGGUGUAUUCUUUAAGAACUGCAUGCAAAACUAUGCAGCUUACAGGAACAUUUUUCCGCUCUGGGCCCUCGCUGAAUACAAGAAUUUGGUUCUAUUUCCUUCUAUGUAGUUGGUAACUAGUCAACAGAAUAAUUGAAAGCUCAGGUCAUUAACGGCCAGUGGCACAAUGUAUAUGAAGCAGUAAUAUGUAUAUCAUGCUAUGUCCACAUUCCUCCUUCUUUAGAGUGUGUUGAACCUAGAUAUUUAUAAUUUUAAACUAUGAUAUCAUGUUAAGUAUCUAUUGUUCUCAAAAGGUUAAGCUGUCAUGAAGUGGGUUUAAUAAUAUCUAUAGAUCUAUAUAUAGAUCAAGCUAUGUUAACAACAAGCAGUUCUUCUAAUUAGAGCAAAUAUAUUUUGUUCCUUGUGCUCUUGUUAU